Hyaloscypha bicolor E is the source of this 1292-nucleotide messenger RNA. RefSeq lists its product as uncharacterized. NCBI's taxonomy places the organism in Eukaryota, Fungi, Ascomycota, Leotiomycetes, Helotiales, Hyaloscyphaceae. The record is from RefSeq and is a predicted model, not a curated record. The transcript has a single exon. Bases 68 to 982 code for a protein of 304 amino acids.
AUUUUUCUCAACCUUCGCUUUCGGCCUUCAAAGCUUCUUCAAGCUCUAGGAUAUAACAUACAUAACAAUGUCCGAAACCCAAGACCUCCCGCCACCGGGCACCGCCCCCGAAAAGGCCAUCCCAAUCCCAAUGCCAACCCCACCAUUAAAUCCAAUUCCCUCCCUUCAAACUCUUCGAAGCUGGCUGCCUUUAUACCUCUCCAAAACCGACGCCACACUAUCCCAUGUCUCACGCGUCCUCUCCACUCCUUCAGGGACCGACACCUUCCUCCUAACCCUCUGCUACACUAGCCUCCUCAGCUCCUCCCUACUCUCCUCCCUCUCCCUCCAUCGAAUCGACGCCGCAGCCCGCCGGCUCAUCUCGCAAGCCAUUGCCCUCCCACCAAACACAACAGUGAUAAUCGACACCUCGUCCCUACCGCCUUCAUGCCUACUCAUCACUUCGGGGCGGCUUAAAGCGCUCAGCGAGCUUAUCUCUGACUUCCGAAUCUUUGUACGGCUCUGGGGCCUCCUCUCGAUUUACAACUGGGGGAAACGAGUCUAUAAUUCUCCACCUACAGAUAUCCUUGUUCGGAGGAUAGUGUAUACGCAAGUAGCAUCCAACAUCGCUUUUCAGUAUUUGGAGAAUGGAGCGUAUUUGGCGAGUAAAGGUGUGCUAGGCUGGGGCAAGGAGAAGCAGGGAAGGGCUUGGAUAUGGAGUUCUAGGUUCUGGAUGCUGCAUGUAGGAUUGGAUUUUGUAAGGUUGUGGAGGGAGGCCAGGUUACGAGUCUUGAAAGGAAAGGCUCAUCCAGGGAGUGAUGAAGAGAGUAAGUGGACGGCUAAGUGGAGGAGGGAGAUGGUUGUGAAUGCGGUAUGGGCACCGCUUACGCUGCACUGGAGUUUAGAAGAGGGAUUUGCAAGUGACUUUUGGAUUGGCGUAUUGGGAAGUGUAGCUGGGGUGGCGGGUUUUCGAGAGCUAUGGAGAACUACUGGGCAGGUGUAGAGAGUUGUAGGUGUUGGGGAAGAAGCUUUUCCCUAUUCCGGGCGGUGUCAUGAACUUCUCCCGAGACAAUGUCCCAGAUUUCCCAGAACAAUCUGUAUAAGGUACUUACUCACUUCUCCGUUACCUAGUGGUAAUACAAGGUCCCAACUUCUCGGAGUUUGACUCCGAUUUCUUGGGCAUGGUUGGCGUGAACAGGCUUAUUUUAUUAUACCCGUAGCGAAGCUAUAGAUCCAAUUAUUUGAUGAAUGAGGUAUCCAGAUAUCCACCCAGGUCAUGAGUAUUCAUACGAGUAAUGACAAUUCUUUUAUCC